UGCGCUUCCGGUGCGGUGUCUCUGAUGUAGCAUCGGCGUGGCUAAUGAAUGAGCUAAGUCCGCAGGCUCCGGAGCAAACCCGUGCGAACCCGUGCCAUCCAACAUGUCGAAAGCCCAGGCGCUGCGGGAUCUGGUGAUGGAGCGGCUGGUGCUGGCCGCGGACGAGAUCUUCGCGCUGUUUGAACGCACGUUUGCGGAAUACGAGGAGGAGGUUUUGCGCUCCAAACAUCUGCAGCCGCGGAUGGAGCUACACAAAGAAGAUGCCCCCACUCUCAUCCUGCAUCCCGAAGUCCAGCACAGCCCCGACGAGCAGAUGGAGGAGGACCAGCAAACCGUGCAGGUCAAGCAAGAGGAAGACCACUCCUUCGAAUUCUCCGCCGCGUAUUCCGUCAAAUCCGAAGCCAACAUCGGAAUCCUCAUCCCGGAGCCGGCCGACGACGAGACGGAGUGCCCCACGGAGGAGCAGUGCGCCGUGGAGGAGGAGCCCGGCUGCAGUUUGAACCUCCCGCCGGACAAUAACGAGCAGAACUACGAGACCGACGACUCCGAGGACUGGCAUCCGGCCGACAAAGCCAAGAAGCCUCCCAAAAGUCCCGGACUGAAAAAGGACACUAAACGGGGCAGACCUGCUCGGAACGCCAAUGUGCUGUUGGAUAAAAACACGGCGAGCGAAAGGAAUUGUGAUAGUGUCGCGAAUGGCGGGAAGAAGAAGGGGAAGCAGCCGAAGUGUUCGGUUUGCGGGAAGACUUUUCAAACCGAGGGGCAUUUCAAAAAGCACUGGCUCGCCCACUGUGGACAGAGGCCCUUCAAAUGUCAAGUGUGCGACAAAGCGUUCAGAAACAAGGCGAAUUACAGAAAACACAUGAUCAUACACGAAGACGACAAGCCUUUCAUUUGUCCCGCUUGCAACAGAGGGUUUAGUCAGAAGUGCCACUUACAGGCGCACAUGAGGAUCCACACGGGCGAGAAACCUUUCAGCUGUCCAGAUUGCGGCGUCAGAUUCAGGUACCAGCGUAACAUUUACCGGCACAUCACCGCGGUGCACAAGGGUGAGAAACCGUUCAGCUGCCCGUUCUGCGACAAGGCGUUUUCGCAGAAGAGUCCUUUCAUCGUUCACAUGAGGACGCACACGGGGGAGAAGCCGUUCAGCUGUUCAGUGUGCAAGAAAGGCUUUAUCGAUAACUGUCACCUUAAGAAACACGCCAAGACACAUGAAGUUCAGAACAGGUGAAGGCGGAAGUAGCUCGAGCUCGAAUGGAAAAAGCUACGGCGUACGAAAGCUUUCAGAAAUAUCCGCGUGCGUACGAUAGAAAUCCGUGCAUAUCUGUCUGUAGUUGAGCGUAAAAGAAAUAUUCGUAAACUCUCAAAUCCAGUCUUGAGUCAAGUCUUACAUUAAUGUGUUUAUGUGUGUAUUUUAUCCACCAGAAUACGAAUUGAAAAGUUAAAAUGUCAAGAAUUACAACCACGAAAUGAAAAUUCACGAUUUCGCUUUCUUCAGUACGAAUACGAAUUCACAAACAUAUGUCAUUAUUUACUGAGCAGAAGAAACAUCGAUCGAGAUGUCGGACUUUUACACCGCAUAAAAUAAACACAAGCCAUUUUAUGUACGACUGAACUCAUUUGGGAGUUUACGAAUACCGUAUUUUCUGCACUAUAAGGCGCACUGUCAUUGAAUGGUCUAUUUUCUUAAAGACUCAAACCGUGGACGUGUAACCUGAACAUUUUACCAACAGCUGGACCGGAUUUUGCGAGACGAGCCCAGAGUUUAGGCGACUUCCGUAAACACUGAGCACGCUCGCCUUGUGUGACGUCGUCGUGUCGUCCAACACUCACGCGGGACACUUUUGGGGCGUUUAAUGUUCACACUGGAGAUCAUGUAAAAGUCAGUUACCGUAUUUUCCGCACUAUAGGGGCUCUGGAUUGAAUCAUUGAAUGGUUUAUUUUUGAACUUUUUUCACAUAUAAACCGCACCGGACUAUAAAUGAAACACAUGAGUUCGAUAAGUCAGUCAAACUUUAUUUAAUACGUUCACAAUAACUCUCAACUUUGUUCAAUUGUAACGUGUAAAAAAAAAAAAAAAUCCUGUCUGAGACGCAAAAUUGUUCGUGUAUUCUCAACAAGUCAUAAUAGUUCAAACAGUUGGGUGAUUCCGGCGUCCAGCACGUCCACAUCCCUCUCGUCAUUAUCCGAGUCGGUGUACUGUAUUUUCUGCACUAUUAGUCGCGCUCUUAAGCCUCAAACUGCAUCAAAAAACGGCCGCGCGCCGCAAUCCAAAGCGCCCCAUACACGAAUCCACUCAGGUGUCCCAACACGACUUCAGUAAACUACAAAGCCGCACCACCCGCAGAACACACAAACACACACGGAGCAGACAGCGACCGCACGGCGAAAAACAGACACACUCAUCACUCCACGCCGGCGAGGAACGGAACGAAGGAACGAACCGAAAAAGCGAGCGCAACGUGCCGCUUCUAGACACGACUGAACAACUGAGUCACUGCGAACACGCCGACAAUCCGUUGGUCCCAGACACUACUCCCUACACGCCACAACUGAACAAAGCCCAGAGUCACCGUGAACGACACAAACAAACAAAACCACCACCCAUCACACUGUUGGGUUUCCUUUAAAGUCCCACGCGGUUUAUUUGUGAAAAAAGUUUGAAAAUAGACCAUUUAAUGACUAAUAGUGUCGAAAAUACUGUAGUUACUGUUCCCUGGAGUUCAGUUCAGUGAUGAUUCUGGUCUUGGUGAAAGCUCGGACCACAGUUGAUCCUGAUCCUUGGCCCGGGCGUCCACGAUCCGUCGGCAGAUUGUGGCGUAAGUCGCUCUGCGCUGUCUCUCUGUCUUGGUGAAUGUGUGUUCUCCUUCGCAGCUCGCACUUUCACUUUAGAACAGCGUUGAGUUUAAAGUGGCCAUUGUGAGCGUGUCUCUUGACAGGUGCAUUUUGAUAUUAAAAGGAAUCACAGUAUGUUUUACUCCUGAUGCUCCUGACUACGGAGCCGUAACGCUGCAAGUGGAGCGGCUUUGUAGUUUACUAAAGUCGUACUAAGACGCCCCAAUAAAUUCAUGUAUAAAACGCUCUGGAUUAUAAGGCACACACUCGUUUUUGGAUGAAAUUAAAGACUUUUAAGUGCGCCUUAUAGUGCAGAAAAUACGGCAUUUAUUUUACACUCAACUACAGACAAAUAUGCACGGAUUUCUAUCUUUUACACACAAAUAUUUCUGAAAGCUUUCUUACUCCAUGAAAAACACUUUAUUUACAAAUAGAAAACAUAUCCGACGUUAAUUUUGAUGUUUUUUUUGUUGUUUUUUUAACUAUAAUAGUUACCCUAGAACCACGUUGCAUGUUUUACAAUCUUUAAAAUCUUAAAAAUAAAAGUUCGUAGAAGCUGUUUACGUCCAGCGGGUGGCAGCGACAAAACAGGAAAAAAUGCCCUAAACUUUUUUUUAACGAAGUGUUUUUUUAUUACAAAAUUUAAUAAACAUGACUUUUUGAAUAAACCAUUAAAGCCAUAGUAUGUAACUUUUUGCCAGAGAAAUACACUAAAAUAAAAGCAUGUUUUUGUUUUUAUCUCACUGAAAAACAUAAAAAACAUGCGUCCGUACUGUGAGCGGGCUUGCCUCUCCACAAACCUGACUCUUAUUUACGUUUUUUAAUAAGAGCCUGCUUGUUUCUACGGAAAUGUGGUUCCGACGGCGAUGAUUUUCCAAUAUAUUCCAGCAUAAAGGAGAAAUGGAGUUACGAAUUGUGUUUUUUUUUUUUUGGUUUUGUUUUGUUUUUUGAUUUACCGUCGCCGUGGAAUCUCGCAGUUGACUCCAGAAAGUUACAUACUAUUUCUUUAAGAGCGGAGCGGGUGCAGCGGAGGUGGGUUUGGAUCAGUCAGUGCUUUUUUGUUCAUAUGAAUCAUACGAAGCUUAUGUGAAUAUCUCUUGUAUUUAGCCCAGUUGUUAGCGUCUGUUACUCCUGUAGUUGUGCUCGUCUUUUAUCGUAGGUGUAAAUAGUGCACAGAAUAAAAACCUGAUACGACUGUACAGACCAGAGAAGCUUUUUCUCUACAUCCAAAUUACACUUUCUGUUUCAACUAAAUAAACAUUUAAGUGUCAAA
This is a messenger RNA of Boleophthalmus pectinirostris (great blue-spotted mudskipper), 4108 nucleotides long. RefSeq names its product zinc finger and SCAN domain-containing protein 21-like. Gene Ontology annotation, biological process: regulation of transcription by RNA polymerase II. Gene Ontology annotation, molecular function: DNA-binding transcription factor activity; RNA polymerase II cis-regulatory region sequence-specific DNA binding. The coding region runs from base 104 to 1231 and encodes 375 amino acids. The transcript has 2 exons. Lineage: Eukaryota; Metazoa; Chordata; Actinopteri; Gobiiformes; Gobiidae. The record is from RefSeq and is a predicted model, not a curated record.